GUGCCUCGCUGCCUGCCCUCAAGCACUUGCUGCGACCGCCCCACGACUGCCGCCCAGCUCGGUCCGCGACCUCCCACCAACCUCGCUUCCCCGGCCUGACGGCGCUCACGGCUAGAUGCUCUUCCAGCAGCAUGUCGAAGGCCUCAUCAAGGCGCUGCGCGCGAGCAAGAACGACGAGGCCCGCGUCGUCCACCAGGCGCUCGACGAGACGCGCAAGGAGAUCAAGAGCAGCGACGCCGACAUCAAGGCCGCCGCAGUCCUCAAGCUCGUCUAUCUCGAGAUGCUCGGCUACUCGAUCUCGUUCGCCUCGUUCGCCAUCGUCGAGUGCAUGACGAGCACCAAGUUCCACCUCAAGUCGAUCGGCUACCUCGCAGCGUCCCAGUGCUUCGACCGCGACACUGAAGUGGCCGUUCUCGUCGUCAACCUCGUCAAGAAGGACCUCCUCACGCCGCCGACACCGCUCUUCUCGUCCUCGCCCAACGCGCUCACGGUCGCCCACCUCACCACGACCCUCUCGUCCGUCGCCCUCCUCCUGACGCCCACCCUCGCGCGCGACCUCGGACCCGACCUCAUCUCGCUCCUCACCCACACACGGCCCCUCAUCCGGCGCCAGGCGACCCUCAUCCUGUGGCGCGUCCUGCGCAGCUGGCCCGGCGUCCAGGAGCUCACGACCGGCCGCGAGGAGCGCGGCGAGGACCCGUGGAUCGAGCGCCUGCGCGAACGCCUCAGCGACGAGGACAUGGGCGUCGUCGGCGCCGCCGUCAACGUCAUCUGCGAGGCGGCGAGGCGCGACCCGGCCAAGUACUUGCCGCUCGCGCCCGAGCUCUUCAGCCUCUUGACGGCGAGCACCAACAACUGGAUGCUCAUCAAGAUCGUCAAGCUGUUUGCCGUCCUCACGCCCGAAGAGCCUCGCCUCGUCAAGAAGCUCCUCCCGCCGCUCACCGAGCUCAUCGAGACGACGCCCGCCAUGUCGCUCCUGUACGAGUGCAUCCAGACGUCGAUCGUCGGCGGCAUGCUCACCGGCGUCGAGGGCGAGGGCCUCGCACGGACCUGCGUCGAGAAGCUCGGCAGCUUUCUCGAGGACGUCGACCAGAACUUGCGGUACAUCGCCCUCGUCGCUCUCGUCAAGAUUGCCCCGACGCACCCGCACCUCAUCUCGACCCACUUCGACACGAUCCUCCAGUGCACCGACGACGCCGAUGUCUCGAUCCGCAUGCGCGCACUCGACCUCGUCGAGGUCAUGGUCGACCGCCACAACCUGCAGACGAUCGUCAAGCGCCUGUUGACGCACCUGCGCCCGUCGGCCGCCAACUCGACCGCCUCGGCCGCCGCGUCGCUCCUGCGCGCCCAGCAGGGCGUCGCGCCCGCCGCCCCCUCGCCGACCCUGUCGGCGUCGUACCGCGCGUCGCUCAUCCGCCUCAUCCUCCGCAUGACGUCGAGCGGCACCUACGCCAACGUGACCAACUUUGCGUGGCUCGUCGACACGCUCAUCGAGCUCGCGCGCAUCGCCCACGUCGGCGGGCAGAGUGCGGGCGCGCAGCUGCGGGACCAGCUCAUCGACGUCGCGGCGAGGGUGCGCGCCAUCCGGCCGUACGCGACCAAGCGCAUGGCGCAGCUCAUCAUGGACGAGGACCUGCUCGAGAGCGGCGGCGAGGGCGCAGAAGUUGCAGAGGUGCUCGGCGCGGCGGCGUGGAUCUGCGGCGAGUACUGCCGCGACCUCGAGGACCCGCGACCCGUCAUCGCCUCGCUCUUUGGCUCCAGCACGACCUCGUCCCUCCCGCCCUCGGUCCUCGCGCUGUACAUCCACAACGGCGUCAAGGUGUGCGCCUCGUGGCUCUCGGCGCUCGCCGACCCGUCAGCGUGGGACGAGUCGGCCCUCGAGCAGGUCCGCAGCAUCUCGAGCGCGCUCGAGAGUCAGCUCGAGCAGUGCGCCGCGAGCGCCGACAUCGAGCUGCAGGAGCGAGCGGCCGAACUCGGCGGGCUCUUGCGGCUCGUCCGCACCGGGCUCGACGCGCCGAGGCCCGUCAUCGCCGACGACGCGCUCCUCGGCGACGACGAGCCGAGCUCUGGCGCCGAGAGCGGCGGGUUCGCCGCUGCGCCGACGCGCCGAGGGCCGCCGUCGUCGCUCACCCUCCUCGAGCGCAUGUUCUUCUCGCACGAGCUCGGGCCCGUCAACCUCAAGGCGCAGGGCAUGGUCGCCCCGCCGGACGGUCUCGACCUCGACGCACCUCUCGCUGGCUCGACGUGGGACGCGGCGGCGGCGGCGGGCGCGCUCGGGCAGCCGGAGAAGGAGGGCGAGACGGACGAGUUUGGGCGGCCGCUGCGUGCGGCGGCGAGCGCGGCUGCGAGCGAGGCCAGGUCGAAGAAGAAGAAGGUCAAGGGCGAGAAGGGCUCGAGCGGCAAGAAGGGCAAGAAGAAGGACGACCCGGAGGCGGGCGCCAAGGCUCGUGCUCGGCGUCUCGAGGAUCAGCGCGACGACCCGUACUACGUCGGCGCCUCGUCGACAAGGCAGGCCGCCUCGGACGACGACGUCGACUCGAUCCCGAUCGUGCAGCUCGACCUCGACUUGCGGUCGCCGAGCCCGCCACCCCGAGAGCCGACACCUCCGCCCAUGCUCGUCAACGUCGAGGGCGAGCUCCCGCCCGUCCAGGCGCCCACGCCGGCCGCUCGGAGGACGCCCGAGCCCGUCGCCGUCGCCGUCCCUCCUGCCGAGGCCAAGGAGGCGGCGACACCAGAGCCGGACGCGCAGGCGGCGCAGAGCUCGGUCGUCAAGGUCGUCAAGAAGAAGAAGAAGGACGGGACGGGCACGAGCGGGGCGAAGAAGUCGAAGAAGAAGGCGAGCGCGGGCAGCGAGGCGGCGAGCGGAGCGGCGACACCGGUAGACUCGUGAGCUGUUGUCUAGCUGGAACUCGCAGUUCGUUUAUCGCGC
Molecule: messenger RNA, 2929 nt
Organism: Rhodotorula graminis WP1
Lineage: Eukaryota; Fungi; Basidiomycota; Microbotryomycetes; Sporidiobolales; Sporidiobolaceae
Exons: 10
Coding region: 116-2890 (924 amino acids)
Biological process (GO): Golgi to vacuole transport; protein targeting to vacuole
Cellular component (GO): membrane coat; AP-3 adaptor complex; endosome membrane
Source: RefSeq, a predicted model, not a curated record